AUGGCCGCGUUCCGUUGGUCGCGGCACGGCAUCCCGCUGGUCGCGUUGCUCCUCGUCGUCGUCGCGACGCUGACGCCGCUCGCAGCCGCUCGCCCCGCUCCACCCCUUAUGGAUACUCGUCUCGAAGAAGCUUCCCCGAACUUGGGAUCGUCACAGGGUCGUCUCGGCAACUUCGAGGCCAACCUCCACAUUCCUGAACCGUUACCCGGCAGUCCCGAGGCCCAUUUCGCCACUGCCAAGGCUAGUCUCGGCAAUCCCGAUGUCGAUCCACGUUCUAGGUCACCCCCAGUGGAAACAGAAUUGUUGGGCGGCGGAUCAGAUCUGCGCGCCUCGUCGCAUCCAAUCAGAUAUCUCGCGACUGACCAGCUGGAGCUGAGUCAGCACCGACCAAUCAGGUCUCUCGCGCGGAGCCCCGUGGACGCGGAAGAGGCGGAAGACGACGCGGAGAUCCCCCCUGGUAGGGUCGGUGAAGGCCCCGCCGACGCGGGGUUGGCGGAAGAAGCAGAGGGCGCGGCGGAAGCGGCGGACAUUGUGGAAGCGGAGAUUGAUCCGCCGAGGAAAACAGUGAAUAAGAAAAAAAGCGGUGUGGGUGGUCCGGGCAGGGGGGGAGAAGACGAAUUGGGGGAGGAAGCGGAGGAGGAAGCUGGGGCGGAGGCGGAUGUUGGGGGGAAGAAGCGGAAGGGGGAUGUGACUGGGGAAGGGGCGACGAAAGGCGAGGCUACUGGGAAGGGGGCGGGAGUGGUGGGGGAAGAGGCGGAGGAGGGGGAGGAAGGUGCGGGGAAAGUGGGUGUUGGGAAGAUUGGGGCAGGAGGGGAAGGGGGAGCAGGAGGCGGGUUGACAGGUAGUGGGGGGGGAAGCACGCGCAAGACAGCAGCAGACAGAGACGCGGAGGCGAGGGGGGAGGCGGAAGGGGAGGGGGAAGGGGAGGGGCUGGCGCAGGGGCUGGGGAAGGGGAAGGGGAAAGGGGGAGGUGGUUUAGACGCGGAGGGGGAGAAGAAGGCGGUAGAGGAAUCCAUAGAGCAAGCAUCAUUGGGGGAUGAAGGAGGUGGGCUUGGGGAAGGGGUUGGGGAGACCACGGGAAAGGGUUCUGGGGCGAGAGGUGGGGGGAUUGCGGGGGAGAGAGAUGGGGAGGGUGCAGGGGCCAUUGGUAAGGAGGGUGCUGGGGGGUUGGGGGUGGAAGGGGGUGAGGAGGGAGGUGGGGAGGGGGGUGCGGAGGGGGUUGCGGAAGGGGGUGCGGAAGAGGAGGAGGGAGCAGCGACAGUGGAUGAGCAACCAUGGGCGGAGGGGCAGCGCGGGGGGAGGGCGGGGGAGGGGGAGGCGGAGGGGGCGGGGGGAGAGGUAGGGGGAGAGGGUGCGUUUGGCGCAGAUAGGGGUGGUGCUGGUGCUGGCGGUGGUGGUGCUGGUGCAGGUGGUGGUGCUGCUGGUGCUGGUGCCGGUGGUGCUGGUGCUGGUACUGACACUGGUGGUGGGAAGAGCGAUAGCAGCAGCAAGGGCGCUUUCUCUGGGGAAACCGACCAAGCCCCCUCGUCUGGUAACCAGGUUACCGCACCUGAAACCACCACUCCCCCCAGCAGCAGCAGCAGCAGAAGCAGUGCCACUCUCUUGCUGUCCAUCAAGCGAGCCCUCAUCCAGCUCUUAAAGCCCUUGAUUCUCUCCACUAGGACCAUCAUUUACCCCUUUGUCGGCGCGGCAAACGCGGAAACUUUCGCGGUGUACCUCGUGCUAGGGGCAUUUACCCUGGCAAUUCUGGGUUCCCUUGUAGUACUCAUCGUAUGCUUCUGCUGCUGCAGGGGCGGGGCGAGGCAUGGGGAAGGCCCUAUGUAUGAGAGUGUUGCUGGGGCGGAUGGGAAUACAGGCAGUGGGUUUGGAAGCAAGGGGGGCGGUGUGGGUGGGAGUAGGGGAUCGGGAGAACAGUGGGACUGGGACGAGGAGGACGGGGAUGGGGACGAUUGGGAGAGAGUGGGGAGGGAGAAAGGAGGAGGAGGAGGGGGAGGCUUGGGGAGGGGUGCAAUGGAGGUGGAGGUUCGAUCGCCUACUAGUAGCUCCUUAAAGCUGGGAGGAGGAGGGUCUAAGUCUCCCUUCGGUGCCGCUGGUGGGAGCGGCAGCAGCAGCAGCAGUAGCAGUGGCAAGCCUUUGUUAUUCAAGCCGGCUAUCUCCUCUUCUGUCUCUCCUACUGCUGCUGCUCUUGCCUCCGCCCCUGUCGCUGCUCCUCUCGCUGCUGCUGCUCUUCCUGCUGCUGCUGCAUCGGUGAUGGGUGCUGGUAGCGGUGUUACCAGUGCGGUUGCCAGCAUCAGCAGCACUGGUGUUACCAGCGUGACCAGCGGAAGCGCCACCAGCAAGAAACCGGUGCGGACAGGAUGGGUGGAUGAGGAGGAGGAGAAGGAGGAGGAGGAUAUUGGAUGGGGAGAGCUUGGGUCAUCACUUGGUUUCGGGGGAAGCAGCUCUUCUGGAGGCAAGAAAGGAGUGAGAGGAGGGAAGGCAAUUGGGAGUGCUGGUAAGAGUGGCUCGACAGUUGCAGCAGCUAAGAAAAAGCAAACGACGAGCAAAUUGGUGGUUGUUAAAGGGAAGAGUGGUGGAGGGGAGGAGGAUGAAGAUGGUUGGGAUUUCGAUGACUAG
Messenger RNA from Closterium sp. Naga37s-1, 2616 nucleotides. NCBI's taxonomy places the organism in Eukaryota, Viridiplantae, Streptophyta, Zygnematophyceae, Desmidiales, Closteriaceae. The record is from the annotation of a GenBank genome assembly.